GGAGCCGCUGCUUCCUCGGCCCGGGCCUCAGCGCAGCGGGCUCGGCCAUGGCAGCCGCCGCCGCCGCGGCAAAUCUGGCCCCUGCACUCCCCGCCAGUCGCUGAGCAGCCGUUAACCAGACCGCCCGCCCUACAGCUAGUGCCGCGGCGGCCCCAGGUUCCGCACAAGUUUCCGCCGCCGAAGAAGCAGGAGGCGAAGGCGGGGGAGACAGACUAGGGGAGUCGUGCGCCCCCGGCCCUCCCGCCCGCUAUGUGGGGGCGCUUCCUGGCCCCGGAGGCCGGCGGCCGGGACAGCCCCGGCGGAGCCCGCAGUCUCCCAGCGGGCCCAGAUUAUUCUUCAUCAGCAUGGUUACCUGGUAAUGAAUCAUUGUGGCAGGCCACAACUGUUUCCUCUAACCAUCGAAAUAAUCAUAUCAGGAGGCAUAGUAUAACUUCUGACAGUGGUGACACUGGCAUUGGAACUUCCUGUUCUGACAGCGUGGAAGAUCAUUCAACUUCAAGUGGCACAUUAUCCUUUAAGCCUAGUCGGUCAUUGGUUACUCUUCCUACUGCCCAUGUCAUGCCAUCUAACUCCAGUGCUUCAGUUUCCAAACAUAGGGAAUCAUUGAUGUCAGAUGGCUCAAAAUGGAGUACAAGCCUCAUGCAAGCAUUGGGAAACCACAGUAGGGGAGAACAGGACUCUUCACUAGACAUGAAGGACUUCCGGCCCCUCCGGAAAUGGUCAUCUUUGUCCAAACUCACUGCCCAGGAUAACUGCAGCCAGGGUGGCAUUGUUCACACUGAAGAGUCCAGGAGUGGUUUGGAAAAGACAGGGAGAGGCAAGAUUUUAACAUCACAACUAAGAACAAUUGGGCCUAGCUGCUUGCAUGAUAGUAUGGAGAUGCUUAAACUAGAAGACAAGGAAAUAAAUAAAAAACGAUCGUCAACUCUGGACUGCAAAUAUAAAUUUGAGAGCUGUAGCAAAGAGGACUUCAGAGCUUCCUCCUCCACCCUUAGGAGACAGACCUUAGACAUGACUUACAGUGCCUUACCUGAAAGCAAGCCCAAUGUAACAAAUGUAGAGGCCUUUGAACCUCCAAAAUAUUUAAUGCUUGGUCAGCAGGCAGUAGGCGGAGUUCCCAUUCAGCCUUCUGUGAGGACACAGAUGUGGCUUACGGAGCAGUUGCGGACAAACCCUUUGGAAAAUAGAACUACAGAGGAAUCUUACAGUUUAGCUCCUUGGCAACAGCAGCAAAUUGAAGAGUUUCGACAAGAAAAUGAAACACCAAUUCAGGUUUUGACUGGACCGUCUCGUCAAAGUUACUCACCUUCUGGCUAUCAGGAUUUCAGUAAGUGGGAAUCAGUGCUGAAAAUAAAAGAAGGACUGCUAAGGCAGAAAGAAAUUGUAAUUGAUCGGCAGAAGCAGCAAAUUAGCCACCUACACGAGAGGAUAAGGGAUAAUGAAUUACGGGCACAACAUGCCAUGUUAGGACAUUAUGUAAACUGUGAAGAUUCUUACGUGGCUAGUUUGCAGCCACAAUAUGAGAACAGUUCGCUCCAAACUCCAUUUUGUGAUCAGUCAGUGUCCCAUUCCCAGCAAGAGGAACUUGAGCAAAAGCUUGCAUCUACUGAAAAAGAGGUUUUACAGCUCAACCAGUUUCUCAAACAGAGAAUAAGCCAAUUUAGUGAAGAGAAGAAGAAACUGGAGGAAAAGCUUAAAACCAGAGAUAGAUAUAUCAGUAGCCUGAAAAAGAAAUGUCAGAAGGAAUCUGAACAAAACAAAGAAAAGCAGAGAAGAAUUGAGACCUUGGAAAAGUAUCUGGCUGAUCUUCCAACUCUAGAUGAUGUACAGAGUCAGAGUCUUCAGCUUCAGAUUCUAGAAGAAAAAAAUAAGAAUUUGCAAGAGACUCUGCUGGAUGUGGAAAAAAAGCUUGAAGAGAUCGAAAAACAGUGUCAAGAAAAAGAGGCACAGAUAAUAUGCCAGAAAAAGAAAGAAAAGGAGUUGAUAACUACAGUUCAGAGCUUGCAGCAAAAAGUGGAAAGAUGCCUUGAAGAUGGAAUUCGCCUUCCCAUGUUAGAUGCAAAACAGCUUCAGAAUGAAAAUCAUAGCCUGAGAGAACAAAAUGAGAAUGCUAGUAAGAUAAUAGACAGCCAACAAAAUGAGAUUGAAAGGAUGAUUUUAGAAAUUCAGUCUAUGCAAGGGAAACUUUCUAAAGAAAAACUGACUACUCAAAAGAUGAUGGAAGAGCUGGAAAAGAAAGAAAGAAACCUACAGAGAUUAUCAAAAACAUUGCUUGAUAACCAAAGACAGACGGAAGAGACAUGCUCUUUAUUGGAUCAGGGCCAGGAAGGAGACCAAUCCAGGCAACAGACAGUACUCACUAAAUGGCCACUAUCUGAUUUAAGUGUGAUUGAUCAGCUGUUCAAGGAAAUGUCCUGUUGUUUGUUUGACUUGAAGGCAUUGUGUAGUAUUCUUAAUCAGCGUGCUCAGGGCAAGGAGCCUAAUCUUUCAUUAUUACUGGGAAUCAGAUCAAUGAACUGUUCAGGUGAAGAGACUGAGAAUGACUACAGCCCAGAAACACUCACUAAAAAAUUAUCAGAUGUGUGCCAGUUACGGAGAGAUAUUGAUGAAUUAAGGACUACAAUAUCAGACCGCUAUGCUCAGGACAUGGGAGACAACUGCAUUACCCAAUGAUCAACUAAUGGUCCCACAGCAAUAAUGACCCAUUGUUAAAUGCUGCUGUGUUACAGUUCUUCAUAUUUCUUUUUAGAAGCCAUAAUGGAAAAUUGCAAGUGACGUAUCACUUACACAUAGGAUUUUUUUUUUUGUAAAUUUGUUUUAUUGGGGGGAGGAAAGGGAUUCGAUGAGGUUUCAAAGGGGCUUAUCUAAUCAGGCCAAAAAAAACCCGAAUUACUAUUUGAAAAAUGUGAUAGUGUUUAAGGGAAAAAAAAAUUUGUAUUCUCAAACUACUGAUUGUAGGACCAAGCUGUGAAGAGUGCCCUUCAGUUAAUGGGGUAGGAUAUCUUUUGAUCUGUAGUUGUGUGUGUGUGUGUGUGUGUGUGUGUGUGUGCACGCGCGCACACGCAUGUGUAUUUAUUCAGAAAAUUAUAAGGAUUUCUAGGCUCAAAGCAAAGCUUCUAAGAAAGGCACACUGUUUAUUCUUGUAUUUCUUUUCUUUCAUGUAGAAGCUCGUGUUGUACUUCGGGGUUUUUGAGGGCCGGCUGAACAAGAGUUCGGACAGCAGGCAGGUGCGGUAAUAGUAGCACAGCUGGCAAAACCGUUCGUAUUUGAACAGCCGCUGGGCUGAGAUGGGGAGUUGUGGGAUCGGGUUGGUUUUCGCACUGUAGGUAGGUUAGCUGUUUUUCCGGAGUGAAUGUGGAUUGCCUUAGAGGUAUGAAAUUUUGAUGUGAUAAUCUUUUUCAUUAACAUUGUUAAUUUAUAUAUCACAAGGCAUUUUAACAUAAUCUGAACUAAUUUUAACAUGUCCCUUACAAUUUACAAUUUACAAAGCCGUAAAGAAUUAAUGCAAGCCUUCUAAGGCUGUUGUUGUAAAAGAAGGAAUAACUGAAAAGUCACUCUGGAACAAUAGCUUAUCCAACUCUUAAAUGUUUACAUUUCAGGUGGUUUGUAUAUGUUUUAAAGUUAAAACUGCUUUAGGAAAAAGCCAAUCUGUAUUCUUUAUAUCUGAAUUGUCACUAACAUAAAAGCUAAACUAGGUGAUGUUUCAAUUUCAUUUAUUAGGUAAAGUACAUUAAAAACAGGGUUUUUCAUAGAAUACAAACUUGACCAGGUUAGUUCUUCUUCAGGAAUAUAGGAUAUCACUAUGAAAUGCAACUGAUUGUUACGGAGACACACAAUUAUUUAAACUUCCAAAUGAGUAUUUUCCUGUUUUAGUUGGUAUUUUGGAAGGACUAUGUAUUUUACAACCUUCAGAGCAUUUAUUGCAUUCUUUUGAAUACACUUAUAGCAGUCAUUGUCCUUUACAAACUGGUUUGUUUUCUUGAAGCAACCAGGUCUCAUAUAGGUCAAGACUAAAUAAGAGUAGAAGGAAUAAGGGGUGUGAAUCAAGAAGGAUAAUACUGUUUUGAAUAAGAACAGAUAAUAUGUCUGGGGUUUUUUUUGUCAGGCUUAAAUACUGCUCCAAGAAAAGAUUUUUCUUAAAUAUUUUCAGCAGUGAAAACAUAUGUGGGAGAAGAACUUCAAGGAAAGUACCCAGGAAGACAUUCAGCUUAGAAUUUGGCUUAUAUGCAGUGCUCAGUAAGUUAUUUUAAGGUUAUGUUGCAACAGUCAGUUAUAAUACAUUGUAAGGCCAUCAAACUUUCCUUCUGUUCAGUGCCUGAGUAUUCCUUGCUCUUACUUCUUAGGAUCUGGGCACUAAGAAAUCAGUGUAUUACAGUGAUUCUGCUUCCCAAGGUCCCUAACUUAAUAAGGAAAAGUCACUGGUAAGAACGUGGCAUUCUCAUGUGUUCAUUUGUUUUUUUUUAAUGUUGGUGGUUUGAAGACAGUCAGGGAACAGUAAAUUUAUACCAAAAAUCUGAUGCAAAGAAUCCUGCCUUGUAAAAAUAUCUAUUAAAAAUGGGCCUUUACAGUAAAGUAGAUAACAAUAUCUGAAAGAGUUAGAUGUGCAGCACACAUUUUUACCUUCUCUCUGAAUAGAAACCCCCUACCCUUAGCCCCAACCUCCACGGUUUUGGAAAUAAAGGCACCCUAAGGUGAUAGUACUAAUGUACAUAAAUAAUCACUGAUUUGGGUCACUAGGUUCUUACUUAAUGUCUUAGAGGUUUUUUAGUAUAUGUUUCAGGGUUUUAUGGUUACUGUUUUAAACAAACUUUUGGUCAUUUGUUUUAAUAUAUUGUAGAUCCAUUUUUGUUUUCUGGCUUAGGAUAAAAUAAUUUGAUGUUAUAAACAAGUUUUCUAAAACGUACAGAAUUUGACUUAAUUUACUUGUCUUGAGAUAAAAAUGUUUUAACUUAGUAGAAAACUGACAAACUACUACUGACGUAUUUCAGUUUCCAACAUGUAUACUCCCCCAUAAAUAAAAAAGGGAAAUAAGAUAUGAUAGUUCAGGUAUAACCCUGAAUUACAAAUGUAAUCUCUUGGAGUCUGGAGUUUGUGAAGGGACCUAGACAAUAAGUAGAAAGCCUUGGAGGGAAUUUUGGAGGGAAAAUGAAACUAGUAGUAGUCGUCUAAUUUCUCAGCAUUUAAUUUUGAUUUUAUAUUUCAGAAAAUUGCCCUCUCCCAAGAUAACGUCUUCUGUUAGAAUGUAAUAAUAGUGAUAUCUUACUGAAAGCAAAGAUUUUACUCUUAGGUCAAGUAAGAUGGACAGAUAGAAACACUGUAGUGUCUUAUCCUAGUUUAAACUGGGGUGUUCUUAGAAGUUAUGAUGCUGAUAUAUAUAUAUGACAUGAAAAUUAACCUAAAUUUUGAAGUUAAAUCUAUUUGAGAAUUUCCUUAUAUGUGAAAAAUUUUUAAUUAUGCUUUUGUGAUUUAAAUGCUUAUCUUCUUAGGAAAUGUCUUAUGCAGUAUUAACAUUUAUUAUUGAUCUUCUGGGUUUUGAAGUUGAGUUUAUUGUGCCUCAGGCAGCCUAAAGCAAGGAUAAAGUAACAGUAUCUCAAUAAAAGACCCAAUUACCUAUGCAGAUAAAAUUAACUGAAUCAAAGGCACAGUAGUUUUCUUUUCAUUUGAUGUCCAAAAAGGAUGACUUUAGUUAAACUUAGUAAAUUUUCAAUAGCCUCUAAUUUUAAAAGCUUAAGUAUUGACUGGGUAAGUCAUGCCUGAAUUCUUUUUUUAAGUGUGGCCCCUUUUUAUAUUUGAAAUGGGGUUCAAUAAUUAAUAUUAAAAAUAUUAUUUUUUAGUGAAAUUUAUUUUGGUCAUGACAUUUUAUUAAACUGAAUUAGACUUCUUUCUGUAGCCUGUUAGAGACAAUUUCAAGGGCUGCAAAGUGUUGCUAAAAUGGAUGUUGUACAUUUCUGACUCACCAAUGAGUCAGAAAUUAAUUAUUAUUAAUUAAUUAUAAAUUAAUUUUGUCAUAGUUCAAGACAUUAAUAGAAAUCUCUUAGAGGAACUACUGUAUUGGGAAAAUGUUCUUUUGAUAUCAGUAAUAGUUCAUUGAAUAAUUUAGCAGCUGAGAACUUGGACUAUAUUUUUAUAUAGCAUAGUUCAGCUCAGGCACACCUUUAGUUUGGAUUAUUGGCAUUCUCUUAUGUAAAUUUCUAUCACUGUAGAUAUGUAAUUAUAGUAAGAAGCAGUUCUCAUAACUGUGCUCAGACUAUAUCAUUUGAAACUGCCAGUAGCUAUAGCUCUCAGAGCCAAAGUUAAUUCAUUUUGGUUCCAUUUUGGACAAAUUUCGGUGUGCAGAAAACAAGUAAAAUAAUUUCCUAUUUGACAUAAAGAGUAUAAUUUCUAACUUAUCCCAAGAUUCCAUGGUGGUAUCUUACUGUAUGAUAAUAUUAUGCAUUUAAUCAUGAAGGGGGAAAGCUUUUGGAUUUUUGGAAUUUUCUUAUUUAAAAGUAUUGAGUAUAUUAAUGUCCUUUCAAAUCAGUAAUUCAUUAACAACACUUGCAGCUGCAUACAGAGAGAACCUUUUGUGCCUUUUUGCCUGCAGUAAGCAUUCGUUUCUAUUUUACAUGAGUUAUAAGAAUCUUGAUGAUUAUUGCACCUUGUUCUUCUGUAAAUAGACCUGAUUAAGGAUUUUUUCUUAAGCAAGGAGCAGUUUUUCAUGACUAGGUAAAUACUUUAGGAAACUUGAGAGGAGGGUGUUGGAUAUGUCUUUGCAGCCCAGCCCUUUUCCAGUAUAGUGAGCAGGAAACUCCUUCGGAAUGUAGUUAUUUGUGUGUAUAUUGUGUGUGUACAUAUUUGUAUAAAUAUUUAAAUAUGAAACGUAAAAUUUGGCAUCACACUGAUGUGAUGACAAGAAGUAGUAAGGUGCUAGGUGGUUACAUUAAAAGCACAGCAGAGUGUAUAAUCAGUCACUAUGACUGGUGGUUUUUGUAAACUAGGUUCAGUUUUUGAACCGCCCAGAAUACCUCAUGUGUAAAUACGGUGGACGUGACCUAAUUGAAAUACAGUUAUUGUAAAAAGAAUGUGAAGCCACUGGUUGGCUUAUGCCUUCUGAUCUGUCAUUCUUGCCUCUUUUUUUGUAAAGGGGUUUUUUUGUUUUUGUUUUUUAAUAGGGUUUACAGCUAGAAUUUUGAAUGCCAAAGUUCUAUUUAUUAAAUUAAAAAAAGUUUUCAAUGUUAACGGCUAAGUAUUUUUCCACUGGACUAUUGUUUGUGAUGUUGGAAUUUGUAUUUACAGAGAAAUAAAUUUUUUAUAAAAAGA
This is a messenger RNA of Suricata suricatta (meerkat), 7299 nucleotides long. It is a transcript of the gene CEP85L, whose product is annotated as centrosomal protein 85 like. NCBI's taxonomy places the organism in Eukaryota, Metazoa, Chordata, Mammalia, Carnivora, Herpestidae. Gene Ontology annotation, cellular component: centrosome. The coding region runs from base 250 to 2673 and encodes 807 amino acids. The transcript is spliced from 13 exons. The record is from RefSeq and is a predicted model, not a curated record.